This is a messenger RNA of Notothenia coriiceps (black rockcod), 1332 nucleotides long. It is a transcript of the gene guca1aa, whose product is annotated as guanylate cyclase activator 1Aa. NCBI's taxonomy places the organism in Eukaryota, Metazoa, Chordata, Actinopteri, Perciformes, Nototheniidae. The transcript is spliced from 5 exons. The record is from RefSeq and is a predicted model, not a curated record. Gene Ontology annotation, molecular function: calcium ion binding. Bases 218 to 787 code for a protein of 189 amino acids.
CCACUGCGGCUGCGUCACUCUUUUUGUGAACAGCAACGAUUAUAGCUAGCUAACGCGAAAAUGGACGGCAAACUUUGCAAGAGGUUGGACAACGGUGUCUUUAAAAAUUAGAAGACACAUCUUAAAAUUAAGAAAGAGCAGUGUGAAGGGGACACUGUGCCAAGACACCCGGUGUUUACUCUGGCUGUAGUUUGCACAAUUACAGUGUCAAAGAGGAAUGGGUAACUCAUCCUCAAGCACCGUGGACGACCUGCAGGCGGUGGAGAUGCACCUCUGGUACAAGAAGUUCAUGACGGAGUGUCCCUCGGGUCAGCUCACCCUGCACGAGUUCAAGCAGUUCUUCGGGCUGCGUGGCCUGGACCAGGAGGCCAACACCUACAUCGAGCAGAUGUUCCGCACGUUUGACAUGAACAAAGACGGCUACAUAGACUUCAUAGAGUAUGUGGCUGCUCUCAGUCUGGUGAUGAGAGGGAAGAUGGAGCACAAGCUGCGCUGGUAUUUCAAACUGUAUGAUGUGGAUGGUAACGGUUGCAUUGACCGGCAUGAGCUCCUCAACAUCAUAAAGGCUAUCCGUGCUAUCAAUGGGAAUGAAAGUCAGGAAGAUUCCGCUGAGGAUUUCACUAACCGCGUGUUUGACAGGAUCGAUAUAAACGGAGAUGGUGAGCUCUCCUUGGAGGAGUUUGUGGCUGGUGCUCGAGGUGAUGAUGAUUUCAUGGAGGUGAUGAUAAAAAGCCUGGACCUGACCCACAUCAUGACGAUGAUCCACAACAGGAGGCACAGCGUUUAGUGCCUUCCCCGAUGACUUUAUCCUUAUACACAAUUCAACCUGAGAGUUCAGUACACGGCCUCUGAAGAAAAGGUCUUUCAUAGACUAAGAUUUCUAUAAAGAUUUAAACCAGGUUAUUGUAAUUCUGCUGCAAACUCUGACAUAUCUUAUUUCUAACCUCUAAAAGAAUCACAUAUGCAUUUAGAUGACUCAGUCAACCUUUGCAAAGUGGUACUUGUCUUUGUUUAUUGUCGCUGAGCUCUCCCAAGGACACUUUGGCACGAGGGAUAAUCUCUCAGACGGUCCACUUACCCACAGAUUCCCUCAGGGAUUAAACAGGGAGAAAGUGGAGCAGAGUGGCAGUUAUAUGCACCAAAUCUGUAUUUCUGGGCGUCUACAUCAAAAUACUUGAAUGACUUUUUACUUGUUCUUGCCCGUUCGGUUAACAGGAGACUUUGCAGCGUAAAGUACACAAACAGGUAAAAGUGUCUGAAGAGAUUAAACCCAUGUUUACCUUUUGUAUCCUUUUUUUUAAAUAAAGCUGAAGCAGAAGACAAAAUAGCAGC